UCCGGUUCCGGAUUUAAGGACCCCACCCUGUUAACCGUCAGGUGCCUUAUGACUUGAGUCAGCCUCGCAAUUCCUGCUCCCAUGGUUUCAAAUAUUAGCCCUGGUCCUUUCACACCCACUGCUCAGCCCCCAGAUUCUGGAACUCAGCUCUUAAACCUUUAAAAUCUCCAUCCCUGAGACCGUUCUCCGUUGGAGGAUCCUUCCCCUCCCCGCUGAACCUCACCACCCCUCCUGUAGACCCCAAAAUGACUUCUCCAUGCUCUCCUCCCCUAAAACCACCAAUCCCUCCUCCAAAAACCGCUGUACCCCAAGCCAGCAGCAUUCCAUCUCUUCCUCUACCCCCAAGUCCCCUGGACUUUUUAGCUUUACCAUCCCCUCCCUGGAGUCAGCAGACCCCUGUUCCCCCACCGCCCCCACUGCCUUCUCCACCCGCUGCCACAGGGCCUGCUCCCCCUCAUGUCUUCGGCCUGGAGAAGAGCCAGCUCCUGAAGGAGGCCUUUGAGAAGGCUGGCCCGGUCCCCAAGGGCAGAGAAGAUGUGAAGAGGCUUCUGAAACUACACAAGGACCGGUUCCGAGGUGACCUGCGGUGGAUCCUCUUCUGUGCAGACCUGCCGUCCCUUAUCCAAGAAGGCCCUCAAUGCGGGCUGGUGGCCUUGUGGAUGGCAGGUACUCUCCUGUCGCCCCCCAGUGGCAUCCCCUUGGAGAGACUCAUGCAGGUGGCCACGGAAAGAGGCUACACAGCCCAGGGAGAGAUGUUCUCAGUGGCCGAUAUGGGCAGGCUGGCCCAGGAGGUGCUGGGCUGCCAGGCCAAGCUGCUCUCUGGUGGCCUGGGUGGUCCUAACAGAGACCUCAUCCUGCAGCACCUGGUCACUGGACAUCCCCUGCUCAUCCCCUACGACGAGGACUUCAACCAUGAGCCGUGUCAGAGGAAGGGCCACAAGGCCCACUGGGCGGUGAGUGCAGGGGUCCUGCUGGGUGUUCGGGCUGUGCCCAGUCUUGGCUACACUGAGGACCCUGAGCUGCCGGGCCUGUUCCACCCAGUGCUGGGCACGCCCUGCCAACCACCACCCCUGCCGGAGGAGGGUUCCCUGGGAGCUGUCUACCUGCUGUCCAAGCAGGGCAAGAGUUGGCACUAUCAGCUGUGGGACUACGACCAGGUCCGGGAGAGCAACCUGCAGCUGACGGACUUCUCACCCUCACGGGCCACUGACGGCCGGGUGUACGUGGUGCCUGUGGGUGGGGUGCGGGCUGGCCUCUGUGGCCAGGCCCUGCUCCUCACACCGCAGGACUGCAGCCAUUAGCUGGGGCUGCGGUCUCAGGCUGCAGCCUAGCUUGGUCACCAUUUGAAGUGUGCCUCCACCUCUCCCACUGUGUGAUGGCCACAAGAUUUAAGCUAGGUCUCAGGGGCCUCCAGCCCUCCUUCAUCAGGGCCGCCCCCUGCAGUAUUGAGCACCAACUGGUCCCUCUAGGGAGAGAUUGACAACAGCCCAGACCUUGCGGCCUGCCUGUCCCAUCUGAAUGUCGCAUCGUCUGUUUGUCACUAGGGGCCGCCUCUGUCACCUCACUAGACAUCUAAGGAACCUCCUGCCUGGGCCUUCUGCUGCUCACAGGACAGGGACACUGAACUGCGCCAGCCUCAGCUCACCCCUCCUUAGCCCAAGGUCUUCCUCACGCUUGCCACCUACUAGUCAUACUGGCCUUUCAGAUCCCUGAAGUGUUGUUCAGAUCCCUGGAGCAUUGAGUCCCAUCCCCAGCCCUCUGCUGCGGAUCACUCCUUAACUUCUCCAUUGGGGCUCAGGUAUCACUACCUCAGGGAAGAGUCCUGCAGCCCCAGUCAAGACACCCCUCCCCCACCUCAUGUCUUCACAGUUUUAAAGCCCAUCUGGGAGCAGUUACCUGUGCCAGCCCCUCUACCUGUGUUAGCAGAUCUGGCAACCCUGUAAGGGGGGUGCUAGAUGGACCCGAUUUGACAGAUGGCAAGACUGAGGCCUGGAGAAGUGGAAUCGCUGGCCUGAGGUCACAUGACUAGCACGUGGCAGGGUCAGGAUUCAAGCUAGGUAGUCAGCGUCUCAGCCAGGCUGUCUCCUGGCUCCCUGAACAUUAGGGUGCUGACCACAAACUUUCUUAUCCACCCAUACAAACAUCUAGUGAGUGUGUGUGAUUACUAGCUUCAUGAAUACCUGACCCCUCCACUCUGAAGUAGGAGGAACAGGCCUGUCUGGAUCACUUCUCUGUCCCUAACUGAGCCCGUCUCAUUUAGGGAAACUACAGAGCACUGUUGCUGGAGUGUACUGGCGUGAUCUCAGCUCACUCCAGCCUCCACUUCCCAGGUUCAAGUGAUUCUCCUGCCUCAGCCCCCCAAGUAGGUGGGAUUACAGGCAUGCACCACCAUGCCUGGCUAAUUUUUUGUAUUUUUAGUAGAGAUGGGGCUUUGCCAUGUUGGCCAGGCUGGUCUUGAACUCCUGACCUCAAGUAAUCCACCUGCCUCGGCCUCCCAAAGUGCUGGGAUUACAGGUGUGAGCCACUGUGCCCGGCCACAGUGCAGUAUUUCUAACCAGUGAUCAGGGUAAAGAGGAUGCGUGUCCACCAUCCCAGCCCUGAUCAGCCUGUGUGUGCAUCCCCCAUCCCAGCCAGGGCUUGGAGCAGCCUUGGUCACCACCGUGUCCCCUGCAUUGUAACACAUCCAGGCACAAGAAUAGCCGCCCAGUGACUGCCAAGUGAGUGAACCAGCCUGCUCGGAGCCUGCCUCUUUCCCAAACUGCUCAUUAUCCUGUUACCCCACCCAGCCCACGUGUCCAAAUACACUCCAGAUGCAAAAUAAAAAGCUCUACGACAUUGGC
This is a messenger RNA of Nomascus leucogenys (northern white-cheeked gibbon), 2840 nucleotides long. It is a transcript of the gene ACTMAP, whose product is annotated as actin maturation protease. NCBI's taxonomy places the organism in Eukaryota, Metazoa, Chordata, Mammalia, Primates, Hylobatidae. The record is from RefSeq and is a predicted model, not a curated record.